AUGACUUCACGUUGCACCAUUAAACUCCCAAAGUCCGGAAUUUGUCCUCUCUGCUUCUACAAAACACGUCAAAGUAAUUGGGCUCGUCACGUAAAGAGACACCAUCCAGAAUUUACUACACCUAUUUAUAGUGAAAAUAAAAAUAGUUCUGAACAGGUGGAAGAGAUUAAUGUUGUGGAACCUGCCCAAAGUUCGUCCAAAUCGUCAGAAAUUGACUUGCCAAUGUUGCAAUUAAAACACUUUUUGAAUCAACAAAUUCAACACAAUAAUCUAUUUGGGGUGGAUAAUGAAGAUAAGGAAGGCUUGGGAGAGGAGGAGGAGGAAGAUGAAGAACAGAUAAGAAUUAUUAAAGAAGUAGAAGGGAAUAAUGGGGAAGAAGAAGGAGAGGAAUAUAGUGAAGAAGCUCAGAAGGCUGACGAAUUAUUAUUUAAAGGUAGUCUUUGA
Meloidogyne enterolobii is the source of this 444-nucleotide messenger RNA. Lineage: Eukaryota; Metazoa; Nematoda; Chromadorea; Rhabditida; Meloidogynidae. The record is from the annotation of a GenBank genome assembly.